Saccoglossus kowalevskii is the source of this 4338-nucleotide messenger RNA. RefSeq lists its product as uncharacterized. NCBI's taxonomy places the organism in Eukaryota, Metazoa, Hemichordata, Enteropneusta, Harrimaniidae. The record is from RefSeq and is a predicted model, not a curated record.
AUGACGAAGAACCUUAGAAUAUUGUUGACGGUAUAUUGUGCUAUAUCUGCGUACAUUGAACCAGUUACAAGUAUUGGAGCAUCACUAGACUGUGACUUUGAAAACGGCGAUGCAUGUGAAUGGACACAAGUCGGUGACGACGACGAUGGCGGCAACUGGAAUUUUACACAGGGUGCAGUGUACCCUAUAGCGAGCUCGGGACCAUCAGCUGACCAUACAUGGCAAACACAAGAAGGAUGGUAUGCAUUCGUGGACUACAGUCCAGACCAGACCACACAGUCACCACAGCUUAAGAGUCCUACUAUACGCAAACUACUAACUGGUUCAUGUUUAACAUUCUGGUACCAUAUGUACGGAGAAAUGCAAGGAACGCUCACAAUCCUAGAUGACUCAAAAAUUCUGAGCAAAAUAGAAUCUGUGACUGGCAACCAUGGUUCAACGUGGAGAUACAUGCAGGUGUUUGUAACAAAUGAGAUAGAACACGUGACCAUUGAGGCCAGUGGCAGUGAAGACACAUUGGGUGUUAUAGCUAUCGAUGACGUAGUGAUGUUGGAUGGACAAUGUCCAUCACUGAAGUUCUGUGGCUUUGAGCCUGCGUUGUAUGGGGAGUGCGAUUAUGACGUUGGUGGCGAAGACUUGCCAGGACGCUUCAAGUGGGAGAUGAAGGAGGCUGACAAGCACAAGGAAGGACCAGGAUAUGACCAUACUUUAGGAAGUCAAUAUGGAAGCUAUAUGUUUGCUAGUGUGACAGCAGACGGUCUGGCAGGGACACUGAAAGCACAAUUGCGUAGCCCUACCUACAGUGAAUUCGACACUUUGAAGUGCUUAACAUUCUGGUACAAUAUGAUAGAGGAAGAUGAUGGAGUGCUCUCUGUGUACGUAGAUGACGGUAACUUGUUUGAUGACCCAUGGGAAAUCUGGACCAUGGACUCUGUAACGCACAACAUAUUCUGGAACAUUGGCUACGCCGAAUUUACACCAUCUGCAGCCUAUGAGCUGAUAUUCGAGUUCGAAGUCGAUCGCGAUAUGAUAGGAAAUACUUAUUAUUAUGACAUUGCAGUUGAUGACAUCAUGAUAUCAGAUGGAGAGUGCAAGGAUGUGUCAGGUGAAGUAUACCAACAACUUUUGGAUGAAACUGUUGUGCCUGUGUGGUCCAUUGAAGGUAACCAAGGAGACGAGUGGAAUAAGGCUUUGAUUGACUUGAAGGCAACUGCCGACUACAGGAUCGUAAUCAAAGCUAAGGUCAACGUAACAUUCUCAAGUGAUAUUGCAAUUGAUGAUAUCCAACUACUGAACCAAGCUUGUGAACAUAGCACAACGCUUAUGCCGACAACGACUACUGUCACUUCAACGCCAACGAAUGUUGCCACUUCAACACCAACUCAACGAACUACUGCAUCAACAGGCAGUACUAACACUGAUCUGCAGACAACGGCGAUACCACCAUUACAAUCAUCAAUCAUGACAACACUUCGUAUUGUGGAUCCAUCUUCUACACGUGUAUCAAAAGAGACGGAAAUUCACACUUUUAGUACCACUGAUGAGGCCACCAUUACCCAUUAUUUUACUGGUCAAACUACCAAGUUACUAACUGAUGCACCAAUAAAUCCAACAACAGACGGAGGUGCCCGGUCCACUUUGAGGUCAACUGUAAACAAACCAGUAAUUACUACCAGUGAAUCUCCAAGCGACGGAACAAUAGAAAACACAAUAAGUCCAAUAAUAUCUACAAAUAUACCUGUAUCAAAACAGACGGCAAAUUCUACUCAUAGUACCACCCAUGAUGCAGUUACUCCACCUUACAUUAGUGGUCAAUCUACCAAGUUCGAUGUACCAAUAAACCCAACAACAGACGAAAGUGCCCAGUCAACUUUGAGGUCAACUAUAAAUAAACCAGUAAUUACUACCAGUGAAUCUCCAAGCGACGGGACAAUAGAAAACACAAUAAGUCCAAUAGUAUCAACAACUAUACCCGUAUCAAAACAGAAGGCAAACUCUACUUAUAGUACCGCCAAUGAUGCAGUAACUCCCCCUUACAUUAGUGGUCAAUCUACCAAGUCCGAUGUACCAAUAAACCCAACAACAGACGGAGGUGCCCAGUCCACUCUGAGUUCAACUGUGAAUAAACCAGUAAUUACUACCAGUGAAUCUCCAAGCGACGGAACAAUAGAAAACACAAUAAGUCCAAUAAUAUCUACAAAUAUACCUGUAUCAAAACAGACGGCAAACUCUACUCAUAGUACCACCCAUGAUGCAGUAACUUCCCCUUACAUUAGUGGUCAAUCUACCAAGUACGAUGUACCAAUAAACCCGACAACAGACGGAGGUGCCCAGUCCACUUUGAGGUCAACUGUAAAUAAACCAGUUAUUACUACUAGCGAAACCCCAAGCGAUGGAACAAUAGAACAAACAACAAGUCCAAUAAUAUCUGCAACCAUACUUGUAUCAAAACUGACGGGAACCUCUACUUAUAGUACGACCCAUGAUUCUACCACCAAUUCUUACAUUACUGGUCAAUAUACUAAGACACACACGGAGGUACCAAUAAAUCCAACAACCGAUAGAGAAGCCCAGUCCACUUUGAAAUCAACUAUGAAUAAACCAGUAAUGACUACUAGUGAAACUCCGAGUGACGGAACAAUAGUAAAUACGAUAAUAUCCACAACUCAACCAGUGUCGACAUUUACUACAGACCCUGAGUUUAGUAUCAGUUAUAGCAGCCCCACUCAGAAACAUACUACAGAUCGUCCACCCGAGUCAACCAGCGACGUACCACUGUUUAUGUGCGGGGAUAACAGUACAUACAUUCCAUUGUCUGAAGUGUGUGAUUGGAAAGACGAUUGUCCAUAUGGUUCUGACGAGUUCGACUGCGGACGUUGUUCGUUUGAGGAAGGAUCGUGUAGGUAUGAGGAAACUAGUGUUGGUUCGUAUCACUGGAUGGUUACUAAUGGAAACAGUCACUCGGGUCCUCUCCUGGAUCACACUCUCAAUUCCCCAAACGGGUAUUAUCUUGUAGCAGACGCUUUCAACACCGACGACGCGCGUGGCAACUUUAGAAAAAUGUCUCCUGCCACAGUAGAAACGUCAUAUCUUGGAGCAUGCAGUUCGACUUGCACUUUAGUGUUCUGGUAUUUUUUAAGUCAAUCAGAUGGCUUAUUGACUGUAUACACCAUGCAAAAUAAUCUGCGAACGCGAGUGUGGCAAAUGAAUUUUAAUGACACUGAGAUAGGAACGUGGAGUAGCGCCCUCAUACAAAUAGGUCGCAUACAAACUAAAUACAAGCUAAUUUUCGAAGCAGUAUCACCGUCAGGAUUUGUUGCUGUUGAUGAUAUAUUAAUGGUGGAUUGCGGAUUCGAAGAAUCCACAGAUAAUUGUAUAUCCGGAAAGUUUCACUGCUUGUCUGGCGGAUGUAUAUAUAUAAACCAAGUAUGCGACUUGACAGACGACUGCGGUGAUGCGUCUGACGAAGACACCGAACUUUGUGGAACUCACGACUCAUGUGACUUUGAAGAAGAUUUAUGCCAGUGGAUGAACGACCCAUCUGGCGAGUAUGAUUGGCGGCGUCACCAAGCGUUGAAUUCUACAAACGGACUUGGUAGAGAUCACACCAAAUGGACUAGUGAGGGCGUUUUCAUGUUAGCUGACCAUUUCGCCAGCGACGUGCCGACUGUUGCAUCUCGGCUUGUCACCAGUGUGGUGUUUUUAGCAACGACAUCUUACGAGUGCAAGAUACGGUUCUACUUUUAUAUUUAUGGGACACAAUCAGGAAAAUUGUCUUUAUAUAUCCAACCUGAAACUAACGACGAUGAGAUGAAUGCCAUCAUAAAUGUCUGGACAAACGUGGGAGACGUAGGUCAGUAUUAUAAGAAAGCUGACGUAACGUUAGUUCACCACCACGACUUUAAGUUAUUGAUUCAGAAUUAUUUUAGCAUUGUAUUAACAUUUUAUGAAAUUUACUGUUUUUUUAUUUACCGAAAUGCGCUAGCUGGCACUGAGAAAGACAGCGAAGUAGGUAUCGGAUUGAUCGUGCUGGCUUCAGUGCUGUUAUUUAUAGUAAUUCCCAUUAUACUUGUCUUAGCCAUCUGUCGAAUAUGUCAGAGCAAUAUUUUCAAGAAAUCUGCAGUAACACACACAACCGGUGACAAAAUACAUGCAUACGAUAACGACGUGUACGAUGCCUAUGGAGGAAGUCAUGUCACAGACACGUCAUUACAGAUUCAGACAAGACCGUUUAACCCAGAUGUGAAAAGCCGUACCGAGACUGACGAUCUCAAAUAUACCAACUACUGGUUGCCCAUAGACAAUAAGAAAGCACCAAGUGUCAAUAUAUAUAUUUAA